GCAGGGGUGGCCGAGCAGCAAAGCCUGGAAUCCCCUGAGCAAGCAGUGUUUCAGCUGGCUGGACAGAUCAGAUGACACUCGGGCUGGUUCACAAAGGACACGCACAUGGGGAGGUGUUGGAAGCUGGAGUGGAAAUUUACCCAGUGUUAUUUCUCUGACAGGAAAGGAGACAUGGUCUGAAGGAUGCCGCGUUCCUGCAGCCUCUGCGAGUCCAGCAGCACCCAGUCCUGCUUGAGGCGGCCUGAAGGCGGGGGCAACGGAGGACGCUGCUCGAGCUGAAGCCCCCGGAGGAUCCUGGCGUGGCCGUGGGGAGUCCCCCGGCUCUGAGGCCUCAGGCGCAGCUCAUUGUGAGGAGCUCCAGGCAGGUGGUGGGUUUCUUGGCUUUCUUGGCCCGUGCUUGGAAGCCUGGUUUGGGUCGCAGAAGCAAGGGGACCGGAGGAAGUAGAUGGAAGCCCCCGGAAGCCUCCAGAAGCCAUUGCUUGGGAUCUCCUCCUCCUGCUCAGGACGGAGAGUGGCACCCGAGCUGCCAGAGGCUGUGUUGAGCUGAGUCUGGACCUUCAUGAGCUCAGGAGUGCGGCCUGCCGAGACCCUGCAUGGCCACCCGAAGGAGCAGCUGCCCACGCGGGACGCUGGGAGGACAGCGUCUGCAUCUCUUACCUUGAGGUUCGUCGUGGUAGAAAACUUGACCUUCCUGUAGAUCGUGAGACUGUUUUUUCUUUCCAAGAUGCUGCAUUUGAAAGAAACAUGAGCCAUCCUGGGCUUCGGGGGGGCACAGCCCGCCCAGCGCAGGUGAGGGGGCUGGUCUGAGCCUUCGCUCUCCGCAGCUCAACAGGCAUGGACGCAUGCCGCUCUUGUCCCCAGGGAGCCAGCAGCUAUGACACCGUCAUGAGAGAAAACAGCCCUCGGCUCUGGGACUUGACAGAAUGAGGAGUGCUAGGGAGGCCGCGCCCUGGGACUUGGCUACUGCCGACCACCCCUUCCUCGCACGGGCAGCCCCUGACCACUGAGUGACCAUGGCUGAGAAGGGGGACUGCAUUGCCAGUGUCUACGGGUAUGACCUCGGUGGCCGCUUUGUUGAUUUCCAACCCCUGGGCUUUGGCGUCAACGGGCUGGUGCUGUCGGCCGUGGACAGCAGGGCCCGCCGGAAGGUGGCCGUGAAGAAGAUCAUCCUGAGUGAUGCCCGCAGCAUGAAGCACGCGCUCCGAGAGAUCAAGAUCAUCCGGCGCCUGGACCACGACAACAUCGUGAAGGUGUACGAGGUGCUGGGACCCCAGGGUGCGGACCUGCAGGGUGAGCUGUUCAAGCUCAGUGUGGCCUACAUCGUCCAGGAGUACAUGGAGACCGACCUGGCACGGCUACUGGAGCAGGGCACGCUGACAGAGGAGCAUGCCAAGCUGUUCAUGUACCAGCUGCUCCGCGGCCUCAAGUACAUCCACUCGGCCAAUGUGUUGCACAGGGACCUGAAGCCCGCCAACAUCUUCAUCAGCACAGAGGAUCUUGUGCUCAAGAUUGGGGAUUUCGGGUUGGCUCGCAUCGUUGACCAGCAUUAUUCACACAAGGGUUAUCUGUCGGAAGGGCUGGUAACUAAGUGGUACCGCUCACCCCGCCUGCUCCUGUCCCCUAACAACUACACCAAAGCCAUCGACAUGUGGGCCGCCGGCUGCAUCCUGGCCGAGAUGCUCACGGGCAGAAUGCUCUUUGCUGGGGCUCACGAGCUGGAGCAGAUGCAGCUGAUCCUAGAGACCAUCCCUGUGAUCCGGGAGGAGGACAAAGACGAGCUGCUCAGGGUGAUGCCGUCCUUCAUCAGCAGCACCUGGGAAGUGAAACGGCCACUGCGCAAGCUGCUCCCCGAAGUGAACAGUGAAGCCAUAGACUUUCUAGAGAAGAUCCUGACCUUCAACCCCAUGGAUCGCCUAACAGCAGAGAUGGGGCUGCAGCAUCCCUACAUGAGCCCAUACUCGUGCCCUGAGGAUGAGCCCACCUCGCAGCACCCCUUCCGCAUUGAAGAUGAGAUCGAUGACAUCCUGCUGAUGGCCGCCAACCAGAGCCAGCUCUCCAACUGGGACAGGUACCCCGUGAGCCUGUCAUCCGACCUGGACUGGCGGCCGGACCGCUGCCAGGACGCCAGCGAGGUGCAGCGCGACCCCCGCGCGGGCUCGGCUGCGCUGGCGGAGGACGUGCAGGUGGACCCGCGCAAGGACUCGCAGGGCAGCUCCGAGCGCUUCCUGGAGCGCUCGCCCUCGUCCAUGGAGCGCGCCUUCGAGGCCGACUGCGGGCGCUCCUGCGACUACAAGGUGGGCUCGCCCUCCUACCUGGACAAGCUGCUGUGGCGCGACAGCAAGCCACACCACUACUCGGAGCCCAAGCUCAUCCUGGACCUGUCGCACUGGAAGCAGGCGGCCGGGCCGCCCCCCAGCGCCAGGGUGGCCGCGGACCCUGGGCCGCGCGAGGACGAGCCGGCCAGCCUCUUCCUGGAGAUCGCGCAGUGGGUGCAGAGCACGCGGGGCGGCCCCGAGCCUGCCAGCCCGCCCCCCGGCAGCCCCGAGCGCCGCCCCGCGGCCUCCCCGCCCAGCCGCGCAGCCCCGGUGGACGGCGCCAGCCCCCAGUUCGACCUGGACGUGUUCAUCUCCCGCGCCCUGAAGCUCUGCACCAAGCCGGAGGACCUGCCGGACAGCAAGCUGGGUGACCUGAACGGCGCGUGCAUCCCCGAGCACCCCGGCGACCUGGUGCAGACCGAGGCCUUCUCCAAAGAAAGGUGGUGAGGGAGAGGGGGAGCUGUGGCCCGGGGAGGCCCCGGGGAAAGCUGGGCCUGGCAGGAAGGGCCCCCACCCCCCACCCCCGCCCCGGCACCUCCACCACCCCUUCCACCCCUCUCUGCUUGCUGCCUUGGGGUUAGCAGAACACAGGAAGGAUCCGAGGAGAGAGAAGAAGUUCCAUUUCUUAAACUGCCUUAAUAAUUAGCCUUUAACCUCUGGGAGCAGGUUUGGACAGGAGCCUAGUUUGGGGGUUGAUCACUUUGCCAGAGAAGAGGGGGCCCUUGGGUUUUAUAAGCGGCAGCCUGUGGGGAAGAACAGUGUCUUAGACAGCAGCCUGCCAGCCCUACCCCCUGGCCGGGUGCAGGUGGGUCUUGCUGACCCAGUGUCGAAGCCAUCUGGUCUGAGCAGCCCCCCCCCCCCCCCCCAGCAGAAGGACAGUGAGGCCAAGACGAGCCAAGUAAUGUACUUACCCUCAGGCGAACCCUGUAGCCCCAGCUCACAGGCCAGUGUCUGUCUGCUCUAAAAUGUCUUCCUCUGCUGGGCUCACUGUGGCUUUCCAGUCCAAGAAAAUUUGGUCCAAGAUGUUUCUUCCCUGCCCAUUACCAUCUGAGCUGUUCCAUCUUUUAUUCAGAGCAAAGUUUCUUGUAUUCCAAAAUGGGAUAGGAAGCCAGUUUUACCCUCGAGGCCAACCAUCUAUUUUCUGGUUCCUUAAGUGCUUAAAUAUUCCCCUCCCCAGCACCCUUGUAUUUGCUUCACCCCCAUGUGGUCUGAAAACCCUGUUUCAAGUCAGACCGGUUUGGGGGGCUGUGGGUACAAGAACUCCUCUUCCGGACCUGUGCACACACCUCCUCCAGAACUCCUUAUGCACUUUCCUGACACAUGCACGGAUGCAGGCUUUCAGCCCCAGUUCCCCCAGGGGAUGCCCUACACAGCAGUGUUUGAGAACAGCAGUUCUAGUAAUGCCUGCAGCCCCACACCCAGCCACACACACAGAGCCCACCCGCAGACGUGCAGAACUCCUCUCCCAGCCUACCUCGGGAACUAAUGUUCUCGGCGUGAAUUACUCAUUUGGAGUAAGCAGGGCCAUGAGGUGCCUGCCAUGGAGCAAAUGUGUUAGGAGAGAAAAUUUCACACGGGACCAUCAUGCUUCGUUAAUACUUACCUUGACUUUGAUCAUCUGCUUAGCCCUGGCAAAGAGCAGGCCCUGAAGAAAUGCAUUGAAAGCAAGUGGCCUUGCAGGCAAGUAACCCAGAAAGGUAGGAAGAUGCGAAAGGCAGGGUCCUCACGGGUCAAAGACUUCACGGGUCAGGCAGCAGCAUAGAGACCCCAAGACAGAGACCCCAAGACACUGUCAAAGCAGCCAUGCCCCCCUGGCUCAGGCCAAGAUGAGCUCAGAGCAUGCACCCUGGGAGGUAUACUCACACCCAGAGCCUGGGAAGCUGGUGGAUGGCCACGGCAGGCCCUCACGGAAGCAUAGUCCAUCUCUGGAAGGCUGUGCCAGUCCUGCCACUGGUAGUCUGCUCCCCCCUGCACCCCUAGGAUACCUUCGGGAGGUCUAGCCAGUCCAUAAGCAGAGGACUCCCAGCGUUGGCCUUGGGCUGUGCUCACCCACCCUCAACAGCACCUGAAACCUAUCCGCUAACUAGGAGUUGUACAUUGAAACCUGCAAUACGUUAGAAACUUAUAUUUAAAAACAGAAUUAAUCACACUGACCAAUUUUUAAAUGGAAAAUAUGUAAAUACGAAGUGUUUGGAUUUCUUUUUUUCUUUCUUUCUUUCUUUUUUUUUUUUUAAGAAAAGGAAAUAUACACCACUCCUCACAUGCCAUUUGUCCUCAGAGGGCGGCUUUACUUUUUUUGGUAAAGGAACAAGCUGCUGACCUUAACCAGGAAUUCAUAUAUAACUGUUAUUAUAGAGGAAUUGUUAUAACUACUCACGUUUUAAGAAGAUCUAUUAAACUUGAUCAGGACGGGCCAAAUAAAGUUUUAUUGA
Molecule: messenger RNA, 4747 nt
Organism: Nyctereutes procyonoides (raccoon dog)
Lineage: Eukaryota; Metazoa; Chordata; Mammalia; Carnivora; Canidae
Gene: MAPK4
Product: mitogen-activated protein kinase 4
Exons: 5
Coding region: 1014-2762 (582 amino acids)
Biological process (GO): protein phosphorylation; intracellular signal transduction; cell surface receptor signaling pathway
Cellular component (GO): nucleus; cytoplasm
Molecular function (GO): MAP kinase activity; ATP binding
Source: RefSeq, a predicted model, not a curated record